Molecule: messenger RNA, 632 nt
Organism: Arachis stenosperma
Lineage: Eukaryota; Viridiplantae; Streptophyta; Magnoliopsida; Fabales; Fabaceae
Exons: 1
Coding region: 61-564 (167 amino acids)
Source: RefSeq, a predicted model, not a curated record
CCUUUAAAAACCCCAUGGUCAUAGCUACUAGCCACAUUUUUUCUUAUUGAUCAUGUUAAUAUGAGUCACAAAAAAGCUCUUUCGCAGGGAAGCAUACCCUUUUCUUGGGAGGACAAACCCGGAGUUUGUAAGACCCCCAACAAUAAUGAGUGCUCUCUACAGAAAAUAUCACCUUCCUCCUUACCACCACCAUUUCCUAGCCACGUGGACUACUCAAAGAAGAAGAUUCCUCUGCCUCCUUAUCCGUUGUCACAACCACCUCCUCUUCCUCGUAGAAGCACGUCGAGGAAGGGCUUUAAGCGGCAGGAUGACCCUUUUCUUGUUGCUUACAAGGAGUGUACCAAAGGUGAGAAAAAUGGCAAGUUACUCGACAAAAAUAAAAGAGGUGUUGGAUUCAAUUUUAGCCCAAGGAGAAUCAAAUUCACUCUUUCUUGUAGAAGUAUCAGUGAUGCAAGGGACGAUUAUGUAAUGCAACCUGUUCGUAUUCCUAUGGUUAGAACUCGUGCGUUGUUAACAUUGGAAGAUGAUCACAAACAAUCUUUUAACCAUGGAACAUGGCUGUGAUUUGUUUAUCUGUUAUUUUGUUUCCUUUCAAGAUUUGCAAGAUAAUUAUGACUUUUAACAUAUUUAUU